Molecule: messenger RNA, 1625 nt
Organism: Cololabis saira (Pacific saury)
Lineage: Eukaryota; Metazoa; Chordata; Actinopteri; Beloniformes; Belonidae
Gene: oaz2a
Product: ornithine decarboxylase antizyme 2a
Exons: 6
Coding region: 1-579 (192 amino acids)
Biological process (GO): positive regulation of protein catabolic process
Cellular component (GO): cytoplasm; nucleus
Molecular function (GO): ornithine decarboxylase inhibitor activity
Source: RefSeq, a predicted model, not a curated record
AUGAACUCUGAGGAGGAAAGAACUCUGAGGAGGAAAGCUCCUGGUCCUGCAGCUCCUGGUCCGGCCCCCUGCAGCCGGGCUCCGGCCCGGCGGCCCCGGGGCCUCUGUGGUGCUCCUGAUGGCCCUCACCCACCGCUGAAGAUCCCGGGUGGGGGGGGGCCCGGCAGGGAUCACGCCGCCGUGCUGCACCAGGGGGGGGGCCUGACGGUCCUGCAGCCCCUGCCGGACUCCAACCCGUCUCUGCUCCGCUUCAGCUACCGGCUGAGCGAGCGCCGCUCGGCAUUCUGGGACGCGGUUCUGGCGGAGGAGGGUCUGUUCCUGGAGGUGCCGGCCGGGGCCCCGGCGGAGGGCAGCAAGGAGGGGCUCACGGCCCUGCUGGAGUUCUCGGAGGACCAGCUGAAGGUGGACUACGUCUUCCUCUGGUUCCACAAGAGCAGAGACGACCGGACGUCUCUCAUCAGGACCUUCCACUACAUGGGUUUCCAGAUGGUGAAGCCGGGGAACCCGCUGGUACCGGCCCGGCCCGGUCUGGCCUUCCUGGUCUACAGCCUGGAGGCCGGCAGUGAGGACGAGGACUGACCCCGCCCCCUAAAGGGGGCGUGGCCACCGGCAGUGAGGACGAGGACUGACCCCGCCCCCUAAAGGGGGCGUGGCCACCGGCAGUGAGGACGAGGACUGACCCCGCCCCCUAAAGGGGGCGUGGCCACUGGCAGUGAGGACGAGGACUGACCCCGCCCCCUAAAGGAGGCGUGGCCACCGGCAGUGAGGACGAGGACUGACCCCGCCCCCUAAAGGGGGCGUGGCCACCGGCAGUGAGGACGAGGACUGGCCCCGCCCCACCUGCCGGGGCCACAGGCAGGCCACGCCUCCUCAUGGGAGGGGGUGGGGCCUCUGGUCCCGGCUGGUGACCUGGACCACUUUCAGGGGGAGGGGCUUCUGAGGGAGGCUCCUCCUCCUGGUUGCUAGGCAACGCAGACGCAUCUGGACCGAAGAGAGCAAGACUGAAACUCCUGUGGGCGUGGCCUCUCAUGUGGGCGGGGCCUCUCCUCGUGUGGGCGGAGCCGCUUCGGUCCGUGGACUUCGCAGCCAUCCGUUUUUUGUUUUGAAAUGACAAAAUAAAAAUAGAGAAAUAAUCCGUUUCCCAUCUUUUGUUUUGAUAAUAAAAAAUGGAAAACGGAUCGUUAUCCGUUAUCCGUUAUCCGAUUUGUUAUGUUAGAGUUCAGUUUAUGUUAUUGAUUGGACGCAGUUCAGGGAUAUUCAAUUGGCGGCCCGCGGGCCACAUGCGGCCCGCCAGGAGCUUUUAUGUGGCCCCUGGUCAUAUUUCAAAAAAGGGGGUGUUUGUUGAAAAAAAAAAGUUUUUUUUUUUUAUUUUAUUUUUUUUAUUUCAGAGUUUUUGCCAGUGUUGCACAGUGUUAAUGUUUGUCACAUUAUUAUUAACCUCCGUUGUACAGAGGACUUGUUGAUAUCAUUAGGCUUCUAGGAUUGGCCUGACAUUUUUUUCAUUUGAAUAAGUGAGGACUUUGCAUUUCAGAUGAAACUUCUAAACCUCCUAUAAUUUCAUGUGAUUGUUUUGUUUUGCUGAUAAAAUGCACAGAUGUUUCAUUAAUAAAGGAGCUUAUGGUUAA